Messenger RNA from Cooperia oncophora, 666 nucleotides. The record is from the annotation of a GenBank genome assembly. NCBI's taxonomy places the organism in Eukaryota, Metazoa, Nematoda, Chromadorea, Rhabditida, Trichostrongylidae.
AUGUCGAAGAGCAUCGAAAUUGCACAGAUUGUAAGUGCACGCCAUUCUUCCAGCAGAAGAAGAACGAAAGGCAGUGGAUAUUUCAACGUGCUGGACGCAAUGGGUAAAGUACCAUCAGGAAUCACAGGCGGAAACAAUCUCUGGGUUGGAUCAUGGCAUACUUGCAGGAAAAUCCAUGUCGUUAAAAACAAUCAAGGCCAAAAAUGGAAUGGCCAAUAUUGUAUGGCACAUUUGGAAGCCUACGAGCGGAACAAUCCAUUGAAAGCUCUUCAAGCAAGUGGACCAGUCGACUCUCACUGCUUCCACAAGGCAAAUUCGAGUGUAGAGGAAGAAGACGAUGGCCGGUGUUUCACGCUUGUUCCGAUGCUUAAUUUCGGAGUUUGUAUGCCAGAUACUUGUACGGACUAUGACGUCACUCGAAUGAUCACUUUCGCUGUUCGCCUAGCCGAAAGCGCAGCUGGUAGGGAAGCCGUUUGCAACGUGAAUGUCGAAUGUCGUCACGAAAGUAAGGAGAAUGCGAUGAGCAACAGCUGGAUGGCGAUGGCAGCGCUGUACUUUUUAACGUUCACGCUGAUCAUGAUGGUGUUCGGAACUCUUUAUGACCUGUUCAUCCAUCAACCAGAGCUUGACGUCCUGCCAGCUUCGGAGCGGCGAACAAACCGUUAG